Periconia digitata is the source of this 1342-nucleotide messenger RNA. The record is from the annotation of a GenBank genome assembly. Lineage: Eukaryota; Fungi; Ascomycota; Dothideomycetes; Pleosporales; Periconiaceae.
CCCUCGUAUCCAGCAAUUUCCGCGCAGCACUGAGCAUUGAUCUCGGCCUUUCUAUGGCUGCUGGCUCGCGCAUGCUUGAGCGGUAUUUUCCCAGCCCACGGGGGGUUUAUCGUCUCAGGUUCGCUGAUCCCUUUAAACACGCUGCUUCCCAAGAAACCUAAAAGUCCGCUCUGCGUCGCUCCAUCCCCAACCUCACUCUCUUUCGUCCCCCACCUACUUUCCUUGACCCUUUCCUUUCUUAGCGCCCGCCCUCGCAACCCGCUCACCGUUCCUACAUAUUUAUAUUCUACGCGCAUUCACCACUCCUCGACUACCAUCCACCCCACAGCCUACCAACUCUCGACCAUGUUGCCCACUUACGCUUUCUGCCUCACUCUCCUCGCCGUCCUCUCCUCACCCGCCAUGGCUGCUCCAAUGGAUACCCUCUCCAGCAUCCAAUGCCACUGUCUUACCUUCUACACCUACUCACCCCCGGCAACCUGCACUCUCCCACACUCGCAGAACCUCUCCUGGAACGCCGCCCAAUCAUUCGCUGCCGCCAACAAACUCGACAUCACCUUCGCCAGCCAAACCGCCGUCUCACGCGUCCUCGAGGUAGAUCGCCCGCUCCCUACGAGCGUGCUGAUGACUUUGUAUGGCGGUCUCGCCCGAGGUCAGGGCAGGAGCGAGGUGGGGAGCCGCGUCGUCUGCGGUAGCUGGGAUGAAGUGAGCAAGAAGUACGUCGACGAGGUGCCGCUUGAGGUCGAGACGACGACGACGAUAGCGGAUUCCACCCGCGCGACCAAGAGCGAAAUCAAGGGCAGGAAGUGCGAUGGCUUGAUCAGUGAAAUUGCCGGCAUUUUCGUCUUGGUCUUGGUCCUGUACGCUGUUGGCGAGUACGUUUGGGCGAGGUAUUCUUCCAUGCAAGGCAAGAUUCAGCUCAGCGGAAACGAGAAGGAUCUCGUUGCUUUUGCAGAGGAAGGCGCUGUCGCUGCUCCUGAGCUCAACGAGAAGAGCCAAUAUUGCGAAUCCCUCGACGCUGUGGAGCCGGUCCAACAAGCUACUGUGACCGCAUCAUGACCUACCAAGGACACUUUCUCGAUUUUUUGUUUUCUGCGAGUUUACACAUUACUCCUUACUAUUUAACUACUACCACUACCACCACCUCUGAAUUUGGCUUCGAAUUCGAACCUUUCUACUACCAACUGUUCCUCAAUCGAUCGAUCCUUGCACGACCCAAUUAUCGCAAGUGUUUAAACCGGCGAGGAGCGCGAAAGAGUUUAUUCCUCCUCUACACCACUUUUUCCAAGGCGUGCACACACAAUUGGUGUGGUAGCACAGGACGGACUCGUAUUCCCAAGCU